Penicilliopsis zonata CBS 506.65 is the source of this 1766-nucleotide messenger RNA. RefSeq lists its product as hypothetical. The transcript has 2 exons. The record is from RefSeq and is a predicted model, not a curated record. The annotation marks the transcript as partial. NCBI's taxonomy places the organism in Eukaryota, Fungi, Ascomycota, Eurotiomycetes, Eurotiales, Aspergillaceae.
GAGGAGCCUGUGGUUGAGGCGACACCUGAAGAGCCUACGGUUGAAGCCGCGCCUGAAGAACCUCCAGCCGAGGAGCCUCCUACAGUUGAAGAACCCGCCGUCGCAGAACCCGCAGUCGAAGAACCCGCCGUGGAAGAACCCGCAGUCGCAGAACCCGCAGUCGCGGAAUCUGCAGUUGAAGAACCUACAGCUGAAGAAUCAAAAAUUGAAGAAACUACUGCUGAGGAGCCUUCUGUUGAAGCUACAGCCGAGGAACCUGUGGUGGAAGAGCCUACAGUUGACGAAACGACGGUCGAAGAACCCACAAUUGAACAGCCUGCAGCUGAGGAACCUACAACCGAAAAGACCGCUACUGAAGAGCCUUCCGUUGAAGCUACAGCUGAGGAACCUGUGAUCGAAACCACGUCCGAAGAACCUGCGACUGAAGAGCCUACAGCUGAAGUACCUGCGCCUGAGGAGCCUGUGACGGAAGAGCUUGUAGUCGAGUCUACUGCCGAAGAAUCCAAGAUUGAAGAACCUGCAGCUGAGGAACCUGUGGCAGAAGCUGCGCCUGAAGAGUCCGUGGUUGAACCAGUGGUUGAAAUUACUGCUACAGAGCCUGUGGCGGAGGAACCUUCAACCGAAACUGCCCCCGAAGAACAGACUGCGGAAGAAGCUCAGGAACAGACUAAGGAACUUGUCGAGAUACCAGUCGCUGAAGAGAAGACUGAAGUCACAGCCGAGUCGGCCGCCGAAGAACCGAUUGAAGAGGUUUCCCCCUCAGAGGACAACAUUGAGGAGGUUGUGGAGGCUGUGAAUGAAUCAGCUACUGAAGAGCCGGAAGUCGUCGCAUCAGAAGAGUUGGAGGUCCCCAAGACAGAAGAUGCUACUUCAGAGGAACCGGUUGUUGAGAUCAAAGCUGAAGAGUCUGGUGAGCCUGUGACAGACGAGCCUACUACCGAAGCAUCUACCACUGAGGAAACUCACCCCGCUGAACCUGUCGAAGAGGUGCCUGCUGAACCUACUGAGGAGACAGCCCCCAAAGAACUCGCCCCGGAAGCUGUCGAGGAGCCUACUACUGAAGCACCAGCUGCUGAGGAAGUACAGGUGGAAGAAUCCGAGGAAACCGAGACUCCUGCAGCUGAGGAGGCUGAGAGAUCUGUAGAAGAGCCUGUGGUCGAACAGCCAUCAGAGGAAACUGCUGUAUCAACCGCUGCUGAGGAGCCUGAGCCGGUUGCGAAGGAUACAACCAAGGAACUGGCGGCUGAAGAGGCUGUCCCGGCUCCUGUUGAAGACUCUGCAGCAGAAUCGGUUCAAGUCGAAUCGACCAGCGAAGAGGUUGUCAACACCGAAGCUCCUGUGGAAGCUGAGCUUAGCACUGAACCGACUGUCGAGGAGCCCUCGGAAGAGUCUGUCACCGAGACACCAACUGUUGAAGAGACAGCCGUGGAGGCAACCAGGGAGGAGUCGGUUGAAGAACCGGUCGCCGAGUCAUCUGCAGUAGAAGAACCUGCUGUUGAAGCUGCCGAGGAGCCCGCGACCGAGGCCUCCACUGAAGAGCCUGCCGCCGAAAUUACCACCGAAGUUUCUGCUGAGGAGCCUGUUACCGAAGAGCCUGUCGCCGAGGUUUCGACCGAAGUUACCGCCGAAGCCGUGACCGAAACGCCUGCCGCUGAAGCCACCACCGAAGUUGCUACUGAGGAGCCCGCCGCUGAAGAGCCCGCCGCUGAAGAGCCCGCUGUCGAAGAGCCCGCCGCCGAGGAGCCCGCUGCUGAAGAGCCCGCUGC